Molecule: messenger RNA, 1929 nt
Organism: Anoplophora glabripennis (Asian longhorned beetle)
Lineage: Eukaryota; Metazoa; Arthropoda; Insecta; Coleoptera; Cerambycidae
Gene: Nup75
Product: nuclear pore complex protein Nup85
Exons: 8
Coding region: 205-1929 (574 amino acids)
Biological process (GO): mRNA export from nucleus; positive regulation of DNA-templated transcription; protein import into nucleus
Cellular component (GO): nuclear pore outer ring
Molecular function (GO): structural constituent of nuclear pore
Source: RefSeq, a predicted model, not a curated record
GACUAGAUAGACUGUAUAGUCUCCAUGUUCAAAUGUAUCAGUUUUUAGGUUAUGAAUGUUAUAAUUUUAUAUAUUUUAUUUUAGUGGUUUCAAAUUACGAUUUAAAGUUGAAUUUUAGUAAUUUUUGUAUGUACAUCUGUACUUGAAUCACCAGCGAUCUGCAGUAUAAAAGUCCAGUAUUCUUCUAAACUAUAAAACAUUUAAAUGGAGAGAGAAAUAAAAACCUUUUUAAUUUCAGAUAACUUAUGUAGACGGGCAGGGAUUGCAGCUACUUGGCUGCCAAUUAAUCAGAUAUCAGUAUUUGCUUAUGAAAAGAGAAGUGUAUCCCAAAACGAUAUCCCAAGCCAUUUUGCAUCUAAUAAUCCUUCUUCGGUAUAUCAUUUAAGACAAAGCAUUGUACUGUUUCACUCUAUUCUUCGAAAACUUGUUAAUGAAUCCAAUGAAGUAUUUUUAACUUUACAAGGUUUAGCAGCAAAUAAGAGCCUUGAACAGAAAUUAGAUUUAUUAAAAUUCAGUCGUCAGUAUCGUUCAAUUAUCAGAGCAUGUUUGGAAAAUUUACAAGAUGAAAUAAUGAAGUCUAAAAUUGAUAAUAAAGAAGAACUGCAAAACUACAUAACAAUCUUUUAUUCAGUUGAAUGCAUUUGGCAUUUAUGUGAAAUUUUGUUCAUUGAUGUAAUACCUGGCAAUGUAGUUCUACCGUAUCUGUUAGAAUGGGUUCGUUUUCAUUUCCCGAAACAUGAAAGAAAUGCUGCAGUUAUGCUUGGAGGAGAUUUAGUUGGUCUUGAAUCAAACCCAGAUUUCUGGAAAACUGUGAUUGGUUCAUUACUGCAGGGAAGAGUUAAUGUGGUACGAGCUUUACUGAGACAACAUUCUGCAUCUGAUAGCAGUGCCUUUAAAUUGGUGGAUCAAGUUUUACGAGCUAUGCCGAUUUACAGUGUUGUUAGUGGUGUAUCCAUAAACGAAUUUAAUUUGCAAUGGCGACAAUGGACGGUCGAUGUACAAUCAAAAAUAGAUGCAAAACUCUUUGUUUCUGAAAGAUAUUUACAUUUAAUAAUGAGGCUUGUAGUGGGAGAUGAAAAUGCAUGGGCAGAAGUUCAAGAUAAUUGUGAAACUUGGUAUGAAUUUCUGGCUGGUUGGUUGUUCUAUUCAGAGCCGACAGUAAAAUCAUUUGAACUGGGACUGUUCGCCAAGCGCAGUAUAACAAAAAUGCAAAUGAAAAAUCAUUUAAAACAUUUAGAUAGAGUUCUUCUAGCUGCGAUGGAAUUCGAUAUGUUUCAAGUUAUAAAGGAAAUUCAGUAUAUGACUGAAAAUGGAUGGUUUGUCAGUCAUUUUACAGAUCUGUUAUAUCAUUCAGGGCGAUUGUCAACUUUAGAGAAAGAAGUAAAUAAUUUCUCUGCAGAAAAAUUACGUGAAUCUUUCAUACUAGACUAUGGUGUUACUCUAAUGGGGCACAAAUCCUUAUGGCAAGUUGGGCUUAGCUAUUUGGAUUACUGCCCAAAUGACGGAAAUGUUGCUAUAGAAUUAUUAUUACCCAGAAUCUAUAUAGACAAUGAGGCCAAAGCACAAAAAAUUGUUUACGAGGCCAAAAAUAGGGAACUUCAUCACAUAGUUCAAAGUAUAUGUAAAGCACAAGGAAUGAUUUCCAUGAAACGAGGUAGAUUAGGGAAUGCACUUACUUGGGCUUUAAAAUCACAAGAUGGACCCUUCACUUCAUUUUUGGCAGAUAAGUUCUUACAGAAAUAUAUUUCAAGUGGUAAACUAGUGAGUACGGACUUCUUGGAUAAUUUGGGCUCCUGUAUGUUGGCUAGUGAUCGAUUAAUAUUUUUAGGAAAGUAUUACGAGUUUCAUAAAUUAUAUCAAGCUGAAGCAUACAGAGAAGCUGCCAACUUAUUAAUAUCUUUAUUAGCUUCAAAAAUAAUUCCAAAAUAG